This is a messenger RNA of Coprinopsis cinerea okayama7#130, 1752 nucleotides long. Its product is annotated as phosphoglucomutase. The coding region runs from base 1 to 1752 and encodes 583 amino acids. Gene Ontology annotation, biological process: carbohydrate metabolic process. Gene Ontology annotation, cellular component: cytosol. The record is from RefSeq and is a predicted model, not a curated record. The transcript is spliced from 6 exons. Gene Ontology annotation, molecular function: magnesium ion binding; phosphoglucomutase activity. Lineage: Eukaryota; Fungi; Basidiomycota; Agaricomycetes; Agaricales; Psathyrellaceae.
AUGUCUUUCCCAGUCAAGGAGAUCCCAACCAAGCCUUACGACGGCCAGAAGCCAGGUACCUCUGGCCUCAGGAAACGUGUCAAGGUCUUCCAACAGGAGCACUACACAGAGAACUUUAUACAGUCUAUCUUUGACUCCAUCGACGCCAAAGACCAAACCAUCGUCAUCGGUGGAGAUGGUCGGUACUUCUCCCCUGAGACUGUGCAGACCAUUCUCAAGAUCGGUUCUGCCAAUGGCGUCAAGAAGUUCAUCGUCGGAAAGGAUUCCAUUCUCUCUACCCCUGCCGCUUCCAAUAUCAUCAGGAAGUUCAAGGCCUACGGUGGUAUCCUCUUGACUGCCAGUCACAACCCUGGUGGUCCCGACAACGAUUUCGGUAUCAAGUACAACGUCUCCAAUGGCGGCCCAGCUCCCGAGAGUGUCACCAACAAGAUCUACGAAAGGACCAAAACCAUCUCGAGCUACAGGAUCAUCGAGGCUCCUCCCGUCGAUCUCUCCAAAAUUGGAGAGUCCAAAUUUGGCCCAUCAGACGUGUCUGUCAUCGAUUCCGUCGAAGACUAUGUCAUCCUUCUUAAGGAAAUCUUCGACUUCCCAUUGAUCAAGAAAUUCCUAGACGCCCACCGGGAGGACUUCCCGGUUCUCUUCGAUGGUUUGAAUGGCGUUACGGGUCCUUACGCUCGCGCUAUUCUCAUCGAUACACUCGGUCUCCCGGAAUCAUCCGUUCAGAACUGCGUCCCUCUCCCUGACUUUGGCGGAAGCCACCCCGAUCCCAACUUGACCUAUGCUGCCAGCUUGGUUGAGGUCGUCGAGAAGAACAACAUCCCCUUCGGCGCCGCCUCGGAUGGUGACGGCGACAGGAACAUGAUCUACGGCAAGGGUGCCUUUGUCACUCCUUCCGACUCUGUGGCCAUCAUCGCCCACUGGGCUCACGUCAUCCCUUACUUCAAGAACGGUGGUGUCAAGGGUCUCGCGCGAAGCAUGCCCACCAGCAAGGCUAUCGACCUCGUCGCCCAAAAGAAGGGUCUCGAAUACUUCGAAGUCCCCACCGGCUGGAAAUUCUUCGGAAAUCUCAUGGAUGCUGGCCGUCUCUCUAUCUGUGGAGAGGAAUCCUUCGGUACUGGUUCUGACCACAUCCGUGAAAAGGAUGGUCUCUGGGCUAUCGUCGCUUGGCUCAACAUCAUUGCUGCCGCCAACAAAGAAUCCCCUAACAAGCUCAUCGGGAUCAACGACAUCCUUCAAGAAUUCUACUCCAUCUACGGAAGGUCCUUCUUCAGCCGCUACGACUACGAAGAAGUCCCCUCUGAGGGCGCCAACAAGCUCGUCGCCAACCUCAACGAAGCCAUCACCACCGGUUCUCUCAACAACACUGCCCACACUGCCGCUGUUGCUGGUACCUCGUUCACUGUCUCCGGUUUGUACAACUUUGAGUACAAGGACCCGAUUGACCACUCGGUGUCGAAGAACCAGGGUCAGGUUAUCACGUUCUCUGAUGGGUCGCGUGUCGUGUUCAGGUUGAGUGGAACCGGAAGCCAGGGUGCGACUGUCCGCAUGUACGUUGAGAGAUACGUCGCACCUUCGGCCCCCAAGGAGGAGCUCGAGAAGCCUGCUGCCGAGGGAUUGGCUGGCUUGAUCGAGGUUGCUCUCGAGUUGAGCAAGUUGAAGGAGUACCUCGGCGUCGAGAAGCCCACUGUUAUUACCGUGCGUCCUCUGUCCACCCUUUUAACCGUUGAGGUGCUAAUGGAUACAUUGCAGUAA